Molecule: messenger RNA, 1926 nt
Organism: Phodopus roborovskii (desert hamster)
Lineage: Eukaryota; Metazoa; Chordata; Mammalia; Rodentia; Cricetidae
Gene: Kash5
Product: KASH domain containing 5
Exons: 20
Coding region: 1-1926 (641 amino acids)
Biological process (GO): actin filament organization; spindle assembly; homologous chromosome pairing at meiosis
Cellular component (GO): nuclear outer membrane; lateral element; meiotic spindle pole
Molecular function (GO): dynein complex binding
Source: RefSeq, a predicted model, not a curated record
AUGGAGAUCGCUGAUGGACAGGAAAAGUGCCCUUACUGCAAAUCCAUAAAAACAGGUUGGCGUUGGGGUGCGGGCGGCAAACAGGUUCUGAGAGCCUGGGGCAAAGAUGGGGCAGUUCAGAGCGGCAGGUCUGAGAAAGCCAUUACUUUGCUUGUCCUAGGAGCUAUCUGGGCAGGCUGCCCCUUUCCCGACCUUCCUAGCAGUGCAGGGAAGGUGGGAGCUUCACCUGCAGCAACAGAGAAGCGGGAGUGGUCCAUGGACCCGCCAGAGGACCCGGCUAGUGGUUCCACUGCACAGAUGUACCUCUGGGAGCAGCCUGAGGGACUGAAUUCAGGACCACUGCUCAGUCUAGAGGAACAAAUCCUUAACUCCACAUUUGAAGCCUGUGAUCCUCACAAGACAGGCACUGUGGCUGUGACACACCUCCUGGCCUACCUGGAGGCUGUGACGGGGCAGGGUCCCCAGGAUGUGCGCCUCCAAACACUGGCCCGAAGUUUGGACCCUUAUGGGGAAGGUGCUGGAGCUACUGUGCAGUUGGACACCUUUCUGGUAGUCAUGCGGGACUGGAUUGCAGCCUGUCAAUUGCAUGGGGGAUUAGAGCGGGCAGAGGAGACCGCCUUCGGGGGAGCCAUGGCUUCUCCACACCUGCCAUCUGCAUGCCCAGAAGCAGAGGAGCCAGCCAACCUAGAGAGCUUUGGAGGAGAAGACCCCAGGCCUGAGGGGCCUGCCACCGCGGAGCUGCUGAGCAGCCUGGAGGACCUAGAGCUCAGCAACCGCCGCCUUGCUGGGGAGAACGCCAAGCUGCAGCACAGCGUGGAGACCGCUGAGGAGGGUUCAGCGCGCCUAGGGGAGGAAAUUGCAGCCCUGCGCAAGCAGCUGCGGAGCACCCAACAGGCCCUGCAGGUGGCCAAGGCUAUGGAUGAGGAGCUAGAGGACCUGAAGUCUCUGGCCAAGAGCCUGGAAGAGCAAAACCGAAGCUUAAUGGCCCAGGCCCGGCACACUGAGAAGGAGCAGCAGCACCUGGCGGCUGAGGUGGAGACUCUACAGGAGGAGAACGGGAAGCUGCUAGCAGAGCGAGAUGGAGUGAAGAGGCGGAGUGAGGAGCUGGCCAUAGAGAAAGAUGCUUUGAAGCGGCAGCUCUGUGAGUGUGAACAACUCAUUUGCCAGCGCGAAGCUGUCCUGUCAGAGCGUACCCGCCAUGCGGAAAGUCUGGCCCAGACGCUAGAGGAGUAUAGAGCCACCACCCAGGAACUAAGGCAAGAAAUCUCGAACCUGGAGGAGCAGUUGAGUCUGAGCCAGGAAGGCCCAGAACAGCUCCUGGAAGCAGCUGAGGCAGGAAGAGGAGGCUGGGCCACGGCACUGCCCCCAUCCCUGGACUGGGAGAUCCAGGCUAUCUGGCAGGAGAGGGAUGCAUCGGGUGCCAGCCUCUCCAGUCCUCUGUGUGGAGUGUGGCGGUGGGAGGAGGCUGAGUUUCCCUCCGAGGACCCCGCUAGGGAACAGAGACACUUCCAGAGAGAGGCAGUGUCCAGAGAAGGAAGUAGAGCAUCAUCUUUAAGGUUGUCCAGAAGACAGGAAGAGCAUGAAGAAGAGGAGAGCUGGACCCUGAUUGACCCCUCCAGCCCUCUGGGAACCCCUCGCCAUGAGCGUGUCCCAGGAAGCUCUCCUGAGAGCUGUCAAGAAGUGCCGGAGGUGCAACAAGCCCUCGUGCCUGUGGUGAGAGACCUGGUGCCAGUCGGAAGGCCCUGGGCCCGGCACUGCCCGUGCCCCCAGCGCCCCCCAGGGCUUAGAGUCAGCCAGCACCCGCUGGUCCCCACACCCAUCUUGGGCCUGCUGCUGCUGCUGCUGUCCAUCCUGUUGCUCAGCCAGUCACCGACGCCCUCUUGGCCACACCUGCAGCUCUACUACCUACAGCCCCCACCAGUGUGA